Molecule: messenger RNA, 1077 nt
Organism: Stegodyphus dumicola
Lineage: Eukaryota; Metazoa; Arthropoda; Arachnida; Araneae; Eresidae
Product: protein FAM91A1
Source: RefSeq, a predicted model, not a curated record
CAGCACAACAGAAAUGUUACUCACUGAUCACUAUGCAGUCAAAAUUCUUGCUCAGGAAAUGGAUCUUAAGCAUAACUGUGGUUAUAUAACUAUGAUGAAAUCUAGUACAAGUGCACCAUUUAAUAAAUUUCAUGGAAAUGCCCUUCAGAAACUGAAAGGACACUCAGAUAUUGAUUUGAAUUCAUACUCUAAUUUUACUGCAUUAAGUGCAAGAGCAAGUGAAAGUAAAGUCUGCUAUCAAAGUCGAUUUACACAUACUGGUAAAGGUGAUGGUUCUUUUGAAGCCAAAUCUAUUCCAUUACAGGAAGAAAAGGAGUGGGUGCUUUUAGAUUGCUCUUUUGGGAUUCCAUUAUUUGAUGGACAGUUAAAUUCACAAGUUUGUGAAACAUUGCUUUAUGAGCAACUCUGCAGCAAAUCCAGCCUCAAGAACUUAAUUACCUCAAACCGGAAAUUAUGCCUUCAGGUUUUAGAAUUCAUUUCAGAAUAUCAGCCUGUCAUCUUGGAUAGUGGGCGAAAUAUUUCAUUUCCUCCAAAUCGUCCAGGUUGUGAACAGGAACUUCCUUUGCCCUCAGAAAAUCUUAUCUUCUGUGAUGGAAAAUUAUCUAUAUGGAAUCAGAAAUAGCUUAACAUAGUCUUUAUAAGUCAUUAAAGGGGAAAAUGCGUGAAUUAUAUUUUGUUAUUUUUAACAUGCUUACUCAUUUUUUUAAUGAGUGUGUUCAGUUUUUUAAAACCAGGUUUAACAUUACACAUAAAAGUUUUGUUUUUAUUUACUAAAAAGAAUAUUUUUAAAGCAUAACAGGUCAUAGUUAAUUUAUUUUCAUAUAAAAUGAGGAAUUAGCAUUUUCAUUCAUUCAAGUAAGUUAAAAGGGAAAAUAAUUUUUAAACCAUGGUAUUUGUUGAUCUUAUUAAGAAUAUUAGAAAAUUGAUGUAUUUUUGCAUUUUGAAAAUGUAGUAUUUUCUGGAUUUAUUGUCAGAACUUAUUUAUGUCAGCCCUUCUCUUGUAUCACAUGGCAAUAAUUCAGCUGUAAAUACAAUAAAUUAUUUUUUUAUUUCAAUAAAGUUUUAACUUUGAAAAUA